AGGGACACAACGAUGAUCGGACCUCGCGGCCCGACAAGGGUCCGGACUCAUCCACCCCAGCUUUGUCAGUCCUGUCGUGCCGGCCGGUGUCCUUGCUGCAGCUGAGGCUGAGAGCUCUUCUCCUCUUACUCAACCAUACCGAGUUACCCAACUGCUGCGAUUGUCGGCAGAGAAGUCAGGAGCUACGUCGGAGACGUGGGUAGCGUUGACAGUCGUGGUACACGAUGACAAUGCCCGCCAUUACGGAUUUGCCGUUGGACAUACUGGAGCAAAUCGUUCUCGAGCUUGACCCUUUGGACGUGGCAGCAAUCUCGCAGACGUGCUCGGCGUUCUACGCGUACGUCUACGCGUCUUCCGACACGGAGAGACUCUGGCGGACGCUCUACCUGACGCAACCUCUGGAUGACCUUCGGAGAUGCUUCGAACAGCUUGGACACCCUCGCGCUAGCCCAGUCCACUGGAAGAGUCAGCUUCAGCGCGCUAUUCGGGCACGCACCAUCAUAGGCGACCCUGCGAAGUGUCGAUCCGAGGAGCGCUGCACUGUGCUGCAGACCCUACUGGACCUCGCCAGCAACCUACCACCCGCUCCCAGCUUCCUCAGCGAAGAACUUUCCUUGAACCUUGUAUGGCUCGCCGCGUUGCUUCGUGGAGGGACGUUCUUGGAUCACAAGCUGUGGGAGCCAUCCGACGAGGAGCGCCAGCUGCGAUGCCGGCUGCACGCGUACUACGGCCUGACGACGGCGGACUACCGCAAGGAGAACCUUACUCAGUCGCGGGCGUAUGUGUAUGACAUGCGGAGGUAUACGUGGGGCAACGACUUCGGUCCGUACCAGAUGGACGGGAGCGGGCGCGUGAACUGGGAGCAUGUCCAGGCGAUCCACCAUGCCAUGUCCAUGCAGGUCGUCCCGCCUCAAGAGGACGCUGACGGGGAGCAGACGGUGUUCACGAUAUUCCCGUUGAGCUUGCCGUAUUGCCAGAGCAUUAUCCCUGCGGACGUGGAUCUCAGCCAAGAGCGGGACUGGGCGGGUGUGACGGGUUCAUGGCAGUGUUCGUUCUGCUUCUGUGAUCAUCGUCAGCUAUUGGUGUUGAACAACUUCACUCUCAAUGACGGGGAACCGGUAGGCCCUGAUCAAGAUAGGCCGUUAGCGAUGGAAGUCCUGGAAGACGAAGACUUUGUCGAGGUCUUUCGCUCUAUCAACGUCGAGAUGCGGGUCAUCUCCAUCGAGGCGGACCCAGCGCACCCCGGCCGUCCGAAGAUCAACUGGUUCGGCUCGAUCGGUCCCUUCGCGACUAUGGUGGGCUCCGUGUAUCUAACGCCGGACGAUCAGAUCCGCUGGCACUUCGUGAGUAAUGCGAUGUGGAGCUCGGAAGGCAUUCAGAUCGGGGGCGUGCGCUCUAGCUAUGGCGUAUUGGGUUCAUGGACAACUGUUCACCAUGAAGCGCAUGAUCCUGUUGGGCCGUUCUGGCUACGAAAGAUACACCCGACUCAUCAAGGUGACUCGGCGGGGGCCACUAACUAGGAUAUCUGAUCGAUGUAGUGUCUUCAGUGCUGUCAACAAAACGGAGCAUUACACUGGCUUGCCGCGCUGUCGGGCUGUCCUGACCUGUGCAUGGCUUCAAGCCAGCGAAGGUAUCGUGGCGCUCCUCAACCAUCGCGUGUCGCCGUUCCAAGCUUCAAGCUUGACUGGAAGCUUGAGGCACGCUCAUCCUCGAAGUUGCGGGGAAACGGUGCACGGAUGAGUCGGAACGACUCGCGCUCGGUCCGUAGAGGUCCCACAUAAGUAACUGAUACCGCAUAUAAGAUCAGUGUUAGUGUAUAGAAAAUACUAAGUGAUCAUUACACCAUUGUGU
Messenger RNA from Rhodofomes roseus, 1851 nucleotides. RefSeq lists its product as uncharacterized. Gene Ontology annotation, molecular function: protein binding. The transcript has 7 exons. NCBI's taxonomy places the organism in Eukaryota, Fungi, Basidiomycota, Agaricomycetes, Polyporales, Fomitopsidaceae. Bases 225 to 1520 code for a protein of 431 amino acids. The record is from RefSeq and is a predicted model, not a curated record.